CACCCCCACUCCCCUCCACCUUUUCCCCCCCUUUCUUUUCUUUUCUUUUUUUUCUUUCUGUCUUUUUCUUUCUUUCUUUCUUUCUUCCUUUCUCCCCGAGUCUUAUUAAUUUCUCUGUGGGGCUGCGGCUGGAGACCGCGGAGCGUUGGCCAUGGACGCUCCGGAGCUUUCACCACCGCGAUGGCUGGACAAGUGUGAGGAGAGCUGACAGUGGGGGAGAAAAAUAAAUAAGGGGACAGGAUCCGGGAGAAGCAGAGAAGCACUCCGCUCCCCCCGCCCCCGCCUUUCCCUCCAGAUUUGGACAGGAGGUGCAAGGAGACUGAAGAGAGAGCCGAACAUAGCCCGGCUUUGGAGGGAAGAGGCCGGAACCCUGCCGCCUCUUUGCAAUCAACUUUUUUUGGAAGCCUUUCUCUCCCCCCCUCCUCCUUCUUUCUUUUUAUUGUUGACCAACCAGUGAGAGAGCGAGCGAGAAAGUGAGGAGGGAGCGAGCGAGCGAGCGGAGCGGAGCGGCACUCCGGGAGCUGAGCUGCUCGGCGGUGCUCGGAGCACCAGCCGCACAGACGCGCACACUCCCAGCCCGCGCGCGCGCGCUCUCUCUACCGCGGUCCUCCCUCGUCCGGUCCGCGGCUCCCCGGGGGCCCUGGAAGCCCCCCGGAGCCGACUCGCUCGCCAGCCCCGCGCGCACCGCGCCCGGACCCCUCCAACCCUGACGACCCCCACCACACCACGCGCUCCCGGCUGAGGGGGGUAAAAAAAAAAAAAAAAAAAACAAAAACCAAAAACAAAAACCAAAAAAAAAAAAAAACAAAAAACCCAAAAAUCUGCUUCGUGUGCCCGCCAGGGGCUAUGCCAUUUGGACAUGUAACUGGCAGCGCGGGAUCCGAGACUUGCCCAAAAUGAAGCUGGCGACGGGACUGUGCAUCUGGGGGAGCCUGCUGGUGGCCGCGGGGACCGUCCGGCCCAUCGCUUCUCAGUCAGUGUGCGCGGGAACCGAGAACAAACUGAGCUCCCUCUCGGACCUGGAGCAGCAGUACCGAGCCCUGCGCAAAUACUAUGAAAACUGUGAGGUAGUAAUGGGGAACCUGGAGAUCACCAGCAUCGAGCACACGCGGGACCUCUCCUUCCUGCGGUCUAUCCGGGAAGUCACAGGCUACGUGCUGGUGGCACUGAACCAGUUUCGUUACCUGCCUCUGGAGAAUUUACGCAUUAUUCGUGGGACAAAACUGUAUGAAGAUCGCUAUGCCUUAGCGAUAUUCCUAAACUACAGGAAGGAUGGCAACUUUGGACUUCAAGAACUUGGAUUGAAGAACCUGACCGAAAUUCUAAAUGGCGGGCUCUACGUAGACCAGAACAAAUUCCUGUGUUAUGCUGACACCAUACACUGGCAAGACAUCGUGCGGAACCCAUGGCCUUCCAACAUGACUCUGGUGUCAACGAACGGAAGCUCCGGAUGUGGAAGGUGCCAUAAGUCCUGCACUGGUCGAUGCUGGGGACCCACCGAAAAUCACUGCCAGACUUUGACAAGGACUGUGUGUGCAGAACAAUGUGAUGGCAGGUGCUAUGGACCCUACGUUAGCGACUGCUGCCAUCGAGAGUGUGCCGGAGGCUGCUCAGGACCGAAGGACACUGACUGCUUUGCCUGCAUGAACUUCAAUGACAGUGGAGCCUGUGUGACUCAGUGUCCCCAAACAUUUGUCUACAAUCCAACCACCUUUCAACUGGAACACAACUUCAAUGCAAAGUACACAUAUGGAGCCUUUUGUGUUAAGAAAUGCCCACACAACUUCGUGGUGGAUUCCAGUUCUUGUGUGCGUGCCUGUCCCAGUUCCAAGAUGGAAGUAGAAGAAAAUGGGAUUAAGAUGUGCAAACCCUGCACCGAUAUUUGUCCCAAAGCCUGUGAUGGCAUCGGCACGGGAUCGUUGAUGUCAGCGCAGACUGUGGAUUCCAGUAACAUUGACAAAUUCAUAAACUGCACGAAGAUCAACGGGAACCUCAUCUUCCUUGUCACCGGGAUUCAUGGGGACCCUUACAAUGCAAUUGAUGCCAUAGACCCAGAGAAACUGAAUGUCUUUCGGACAGUCAGAGAAAUAACAGGUUUCCUAAACAUACAGUCUUGGCCCCCAAAUAUGACAGAUUUCAGUGUUUUCUCUAACCUUGUCACCAUUGGAGGAAGAGUCCUCUACAGUGGUCUCUCGUUGCUUAUUCUCAAACAACAAGGCAUCACUUCCCUGCAGUUCCAGUCACUGAAGGAGAUCAGUGCAGGCAACAUCUACAUUACUGACAACAGUAACCUGUGUUAUUAUCAUACCAUUAACUGGACGACGCUCUUCAGCACCAUUAACCAGAGAAUAGUGAUCCGAGAUAACAGAAGAGCUGAGAACUGUACUGCUGAAGGGAUGGUGUGCAACCACCUGUGUUCAAGCGAUGGCUGCUGGGGACCCGGGCCAGACCAAUGCCUUUCAUGUCGGCGUUUCAGCAGGGGGAAGAUCUGCAUAGAGUCGUGCAACCUCUAUGACGGGGAAUUUCGAGAGUUUGAAAAUGGGUCCAUCUGUGUGGAGUGCGACUCCCAGUGUGAGAAGAUGGAGGAUGGACUCCUCACGUGCCAUGGACCGGGACCUGACAACUGUACCAAGUGUUCCCAUUUUAAGGAUGGCCCAAACUGUGUGGAGAAAUGUCCAGAUGGCCUACAGGGAGCAAACAGCUUCAUUUUUAAGUUUGCGGAUCAGGAUCGGGAGUGCCACCCAUGCCAUCCAAACUGUACCCAAGGGUGUAACGGUCCCACUAGUCAUGACUGCAUUUACUACCCAUGGACAGGCCAUUCCACUUUACCACAACAUGCUAGAACUCCACUGAUUGCAGCAGGAGUCAUUGGCGGGCUCUUCAUCCUGGUCAUCAUGGCUUUGACAUUUGCAGUUUAUGUCAGAAGGAAGAGCAUCAAAAAGAAACGAGCCUUGAGGAGAUUCCUGGAGACAGAGCUGGUAGAACCCUUGACCCCCAGUGGCACAGCACCCAACCAAGCUCAACUUCGCAUCUUGAAGGAAACGGAACUAAAGAGGGUCAAAGUCCUUGGCUCGGGAGCUUUUGGGACUGUUUAUAAAGGAAUUUGGGUGCCUGAAGGUGAAACAGUGAAAAUUCCUGUGGCUAUUAAGAUCCUCAAUGAGACAACUGGCCCCAAGGCCAAUGUAGAGUUCAUGGAUGAGGCCCUGAUCAUGGCAAGUAUGGAUCACCCACACCUUGUUCGCUUACUGGGCGUGUGCCUGAGCCCGACUAUCCAGCUGGUUACCCAGCUGAUGCCUCAUGGCUGCCUACUGGACUAUGUGCAUGAACACAAGGAUAACAUAGGAUCUCAGCUGCUCUUGAACUGGUGUGUCCAGAUUGCUAAGGGAAUGAUGUACCUGGAAGAAAGACGGCUCGUUCAUCGGGAUCUGGCUGCCAGGAAUGUCUUAGUGAAAUCUCCAAAUCAUGUGAAAAUCACGGAUUUUGGACUAGCCCGACUCUUGGAAGGAGAUGAAAAAGAAUACAACGCUGAUGGUGGCAAGAUGCCAAUUAAAUGGAUGGCUCUGGAAUGUAUACAUUAUAGAAAAUUCACUCACCAAAGUGAUGUUUGGAGCUAUGGUGUCACUAUAUGGGAACUGAUGACCUUUGGAGGAAAACCCUAUGAUGGAAUUCCAACCCGAGAAAUCCCUGACUUAUUAGAGAAAGGAGAACGUUUGCCUCAGCCUCCCAUCUGCACUAUCGAUGUUUAUAUGGUCAUGGUCAAAUGUUGGAUGAUCGAUGCUGACAGCAGACCUAAAUUCAAGGAACUGGCUGCUGAAUUUUCCAGGAUGGCUAGAGACCCUCAAAGAUACUUAGUUAUUCAGGGUGAUGACCGUAUGAAGCUUCCCAGCCCAAAUGACAGCAAAUUCUUCCAGAAUCUCUUGGAUGAAGAGGACUUGGAAGAUAUGAUGGAUGCUGAAGAAUACUUGGUUCCCCAGGCUUUCAACAUCCCUCCGCCCAUAUACACAUCCAGAGCAAGAAUUGACUCCAAUAGGAGUGAAAUUGGACACAGCCCUCCUCCUGCCUACACCCCCAUGUCGGGAAAUCAGUUUGUGUACCAGGAUGGAGGCUUUGCUGCCCAGCAAGGAAUGCCCAUGCCCUACAGAGCCACAACCAGCACCAUACCAGAAGCACCAGUCGCUCAGGGCGCAACGGCUGAGAUGUUUGAUGACUCCUGCUGUAACGGGACCCUGCGCAAGCCAGUGGCACCCCAUGUCCAAGAGGACAGCAGCACCCAGAGGUACAGUGCUGAUCCCACCGUCUUUGCCCCAGAACGGAACCCGCGAGGAGAACUGGAUGAAGAAGGCUACAUGACUCCGAUGCGUGACAAACCCAAACAAGAAUAUCUGAAUCCUGUGGAAGAGAACCCUUUUGUGUCACGGAGAAAGAAUGGAGACCUUCAAGCUUUAGAUAACCCGGAAUAUCACAGCGCCUCCAGUGGCCCACUCAAAGCAGAGGAUGAGUACGUGAAUGAGCCGCUUUAUCUCAACACCUUCGCCAAUGCCUUGGGGAAUGCAGAGUACAUGAAGAACAGCGUACUGUCUGUGCCAGAGAAAGCCAAGAAAGCGUUUGACAACCCCGACUACUGGAACCACAGCCUGCCACCCCGGAGCACUCUUCAGCACCCAGACUACCUGCAGGAAUACAGCACAAAAUAUUUUUAUAAACAGAAUGGACGGAUCCGCCCUAUUGUGGCAGAGAAUCCUGAGUACCUCUCUGAGUUCUCCCUGAAGCCAGGCACUAUGCUGCCCCCUCCGCCCUACAGACACCGGAAUACUGUGGUGUGAGCUCAGCUGGGGUGUUCAGGUGGAGAGACAUGCCCACUCCAUUUCCCUCCCCCCUCCUCUUUCUCUGGUGGUCUUCCUUCUUCUCCUGAGGCCAGUAGUUUUGACACUUCCCAGUGGAAGACGUAGGAAAUGAUAGUUCUGUGCUUACCUAACUUGAACAUUAGAAGGAAAGGCUGAAAGAGAAAGACAGGAGGACACACACUGUUUCUUCAUUUCUUCACAUGGGUUGGUAAACGGAGUGUCAGUCAGAGCUAGAGAAGGUCUAGGAAAUAAAAGGCAAUACUGCCUGCUGUCAAAGAGUCCCAACUUUGUUCCCUUCGUACACUCUAACUUUCACCUUCUCCCCCUGGCCCCCGGCCCUCUCCCCCUUAAUCUAUCAACGAAGGUGAUUGAAAGCCCAGACUUUGUUCUCGUCUGCAGUCAUAGUCUUGUGCAUAUUCAGCAUCCCUGAAAUCAUACUAAAGCUUCCAUUAGAACAAAAGGAUAAACAUUUGGACAGCAUUUGAUAGUAACUGAGAUUGAGAAGCCAAUUUCUUUCUCCAUAGUUCUUUCUUGGCAAGUAAGAAUGGCUUUUAUAAUUUUUAAUUCUCCACUAUAGUUAUAACUAGUAAUUGUGUUUGGAAGGCAUCUCAGGAUUUUUUUUUCCAUUUUAAUUUGCUUUGGCCUGUUGCUCCCCUAUUUUGGCUCUGGUUUCUAGUUGUAAAGAUAUUUACAUAAAAGUUUCUUGAUAGUGUUGAAACUAUAUAUAUAUAUAUAUAUAUAUAUAUAUAUAUAUAUGUUGUUAUUUUAAAUAAUUCAGUGCUUAAAAUUAGAAAAGAAAGCCAGAUACUAGUAAAAAUAGCUAAAUCAGUUCUAGAUUUAAAUCAGUUCUAGAUUUCAUGUCUCUCACUACUGAAUUUAUUUUUCCCUGUCAUUUUCAUUCUUUACCAUUUUAUUCUUCUCCACAAAAGACUGUCUUUGAUGGGCAGCGAUAACCUCAAGAGUAGAAGAGAUGCUAAGAAACAGUUCUGUGUGGUUCAUAAAACUACUGAUACUUUCAGGGGUGGUCCCGUGGGGGAUCCAUGCAGUGGAAGAAACACUGGAUUGGGUACGUCUACAUGUAAGGUACUCAGAAAUGUAGUUUGCACUUAAGCUAUAAUUAUAUUUGUUUGGUUUUUUUUUUCUGAACUCCAUUUUGGAUUUUGAAUGAAGCAAUAUGGAAGCAACCAGCAUAUUAACUAAUUUAAGUACAUCUUUUUUAAAAGGAUCUAAGAUAAAGAAAGACUGUGGAAAUGCCAAACCAAGCCAAUUAGGACUUUGAACAGUGCCCAGGGAUGGUGGCGAGAGUGCCAGCACAUUGUCUUCAUCUGAUAUGGCGUUGGUGUGUAAGGAAGUAUGCUAAGUUUGUACUCUCUGUGUGAAGGAAUGCAAGUUAAGGACUGGCUUGAAUUCCAUGAAAUUUCUAGUAUGAGACUCUGUUUAUAUUGAGUAGAAGGUAACUUAACUCUUCACACCUAAGUUCCUAUAAUUAAAAGUAAUUCAUCAACAUUUGAAGCCUAUUGAAUAGGUCCACGAUUGAGUUAAGAGUUGUAAAUAAACAUGAAAAACCCUUCUCAUGCAAUUAUUUUAUUACCCAGUACAUUAACCUUUUAGUAAUCUAUGUAAGACUCUCUUCGUAUACUACCAUGUGUCCUGGUUGUAGAACUGUCUCUGCUAGGUUUAAUUUUAAAAGAACACCUAUAGGGUUAAGAUGAGUGAUGAGAACAAUGAAAAACGAAUCUCUAAGAAAGAAGGAAACCUAAUACUUCUGUCUUUUCUACAAAAUUCUCCUCCAAGCCAUUUAGGUUCUUAAACAUUUCUUUCAAUUGUUAAAGUAUUAUUGAAAAUUAUAGUCACUACUCUGAAAAAAAACUGUAAUCAGAUUAAAAAUCUUCUUGGUUAAACAAAGGGUACUUAAGGGAGAAAAUUUUUCAAAGAAGUUUAUGCUUCUACCUAUUUUGAGAAUGUAAAUUCAUUCUUCCCAAUCUGAUGUAUUCAAUUGAUAUUUACAUAAAGUCUCCUGUAAUUAUGUGGGGAGUGGUCAGAUAAAUGAAAUCAUCUCUCACUUGAAAUUUUAACAGUGUAGAUUAAUUUACUCCGACAUUCUUAUUUCUCCAUGAGUCAACAGAAUUAGAUUACAUUAGCUAUUUUGUGAAUGGUUUCAUAAAACAGCUUUUACUGGGAUGUAAUUUGAACAUCCUUCAAACUACUGAAGAUGACAAAUACAAUCACUUCUAUGUUCUUAUCCAGACACAAACUGGACCAAAAGAACAUCACUGGCAAACUGGCAUAUCUGGAGUCUUACCAUGAAACUAGCAGCAAGUGAAGAUCUUUGGCCAAACCCCUCGGAAGUGUUCGGUUUGGUCUCUUCUUAAGAUAGGAGAAGGGAAGCAAACUGAAAGUGAGAAGUAGAGACAGGAGAAGGGUUUGUGAGAUCUUGUUGAGAAAGCUUAACCAUGAAGUUUAACCAGAGAUAAAGACACAGAAUGAUCCAGGAGCUAUAGCCUUAAAGCCCAAAGCUCCCCAACCCAAUUCAGAGUCAUCCACAAGAAAAGAGACCACAUAUAGGCACCUAUUACCUAUGAAGAGUUAAAGUUAGAAGAAAUCUAUACCUGACCAUUAUGGCAGCACCUUUGGAAUGCUAUGACUUUUUCCUUUCGUUUAUAAUAUUUGUGUGGCUUCUACUGGGAUUAAGAAAGCAGGAUUGUUUAAUUUAUAAAAGAAAAGAGAUAAUCUCAACUGUUGAAGCAAUGUAAACCUACUCCAUGAUUGUUAACUUUUUCCUCCCUAAAAGCACAAGAUUUUGUAGUUCAACUCCGCUCGUCCUAGCCAUAGAAGCAAGUGUAAUUGAGAAUCACCCCAAAUGCUGAUUUAUCAUUCCCUUUUAUGAUUUUUUAAUAUAUGCUUGAUUUCAGUUUUUCAGCAUUUCUUGUUUGUUUUAGAUAUCACUAGCUAGACCUCAAGUUCCAGAGGGAAAUUAUUUAAUAGCGUAUUAGAGAAACAAUAGGUAGGAAUGGGGGAGGGGGACUUUCAUUUACUCAAGAGAAUAACUCUUUAAACCCAAUAAAAUGAAACUGUAAGAUGCUAAUUAAAGCCUACAUAUUGCAAUAGAAUAUCAGGUGCCAUUACUGGGCAUCACCCAUCAAAAUAUGCAGAACCUAUUUGUAAGUCUGAAUAAAAUCAAUGUUAAAAUUGAACUUAACUAUAUUUUUUAAAAUCAUCAAAUCACAACCAUCAAGCUUAUCUUGGGAAAUCUGAAUUUUAGGCAUACAAUUGUUUUUAGUGAAAUAGUCACUUAAGGAAACUGUUAUUAAGCAGAUGAGAAAAGAUGUCCUCUAAGUCAAGGGAAGUCCAGAGUCAUCAAACUGCUGCUACUGAAACAAGGCUGAUAGCAAAGAUAUUCCUGGCUUUCUGAAUUACACAGUAGCAUAGUUUAGGAUAGGGUUCUCUCUCUCCCUAGAAGCAUCCUUGAAACAAUGAAAACAAUGCAAAUUUCAAACAACUAAAAACACAAAGAUGAAAGACUUAUUAAGUAAGAGUCAGGAAGAAUAACUGUCAGGCUCUAACUUGAAAGAAGACGCAGGGGAUUUGUAAGUAUGUCUUUGUUGUCAUGUUUGAUACCUUUUGAGAAUGAUGCAUAUUCUCAACAGUGGAGAAAAGUUAGAGGGAUGUGAAGGUUCAAGGAUAGAUGAAGUUGGUGGGAUAAUCACUAUACUUCCUCAAGUGUCAAUACUAGAAAAAAUUUAAACAACAGUGUUUAUGCCUGACACAGAAUGAUGUAAAUACGAGAUCCUUUUGAACAGGCUUAACCUUUAUUUAAAACCUGGAAUUCUUUGUCCAUCUGUAAUUAUUGAUUAUUUAACUAGUACAUGUAGUCCAUAAGGUAAUAAAAAAGGUGACCACAAAAGCACGUGAAUAACAGGACACAAUCAUAACAAUGCUGUAAGACGUAGAAUUAGUUAAGGUUAUCAAAUUUUAAAUGCUUUUAAUAUUAAUAAGCAAGUCAAACUUAGAAAAUUAAUUGUGGAGUAUAAAAUAACAGAACAGAAUUCAGGCUUUGAAAGCGUAUGAUGGAUUUUGCAAAGUAAAUAAAAAUAAAUUUGCUGUUUGAAAUGGCUAGUGGGUGGAGUUGGCAGAUAGUAGACAGAACGUGGUUUCAAAUGGAAAACCUUGCUUUAAAGCGCUACACAUGACUUCUCUCUUCUUCUCUUAUUCCCUCAUUACAUUUUAAAUGUGUUACGUAUAAAGAGAUGCUACAUUUGGGGGCUGUUUUGCAGACAUCACUUGGAAGGGUUUAACAGGUAAAUAAAUCACAGGUGAGUUUAAGAGUUCUUCAGAGUGAGCAUCGGAAAUGAAAAGGGUCCAUUACCUUUUACAGGUGCAAAGCAAACAUCAAAAAGAAGAGCAUUAUCACUUAGAAAACAAACAAAUAUAUUUAAUUUAUAAUUGUCCGCUCUUUCCCCACCAUACCCUCUUGCCUACAUAACCAAUAUGGAACCCAUUACCAUUUUUUUUUUAUAAAUAGAUGCUAAAGCAAAAAUUUUAAACUAUUGAGUUGGCGUUCUUUUGGACUCUAGUUGUUAAACUGUUGAUUUGUUAGGGGGCAAUUAGGAAAUCCAAGAGCAUAGUUACUAGCAGUUUAAAAUCCAGACAAACCAGCUUCUACUGCACAGAUCAUGGGCAAAGAAUCCAGUGGUGCCGCUCUGUGCCUGAAGGGCAGUCCCACACUUGUGUAGACACAUAAAGGCAAGUUGGUAACUCCUGCUGGCCAUCAGCUCAAGAACGAAUGACAUAUGAAUAUAGAUGUGAAGCAGGCAUAAUUUUAGAAGAUCUUUGACAGUUGAGACCUUCUUUUUGGUGACUCUGAGGCCAGCCUUUAUGGUUCUGGAUCAAUACAAUUUUUUUUCUUUUUUUUAAAUCCCAGAGAUGCACUUUGAAGGUGUUCUCUAUGAACACAAAGUCUCGGGCAUCGGACCAGGCGCCCUGUGUUUGUAUAUAUACAGCCUUCUAACACCAGAGUCUCCCUGGUUCCUUCUUUAAAUGGGACUUUGUAAAAUGGUAAGAAUUUCAGACUCUCACUGUUCAAGUCCCACUCCUUCAGCAGACACAAAACAUGUGUCUUACCUCCCUUCUGGCUGAGAGAUGGUUUGGGCAGAGAAAAAUGAUUCAAGAUUCACAGGCUGAAAGACUGUUUAAGUCCCAUUUUCACAGAAACAUUCACAUGCCUCCCCUGGAAAGAAAUUUUUUGAAAGUCAGCUUUGCAAGUAAGUGAUCACCUCGUCAGAAACAGAAAUUUUUAUUUCCCUCUGAACUUUGGAGGAAAGCGGCACCUUUGCUUUCCUAUCUCCUACUGGAAUGAUGCCUUCCUCUUUUUUUUUUUUUUCCUAUCAUUAGUUCAAAGUGGCUUUCCUGUGCUGUUGUUUUUGUAAGCCAUAGUGGAUCAAUGAAGACCCACACACCCCUCUGAAAUACUAAACUAGCCUUUGCCCUCAAAUGCCUGAUUUUUCUAUUAAAAUAUCCAAGCACUCUAGAAAGUCUUUAAAUUGCUUCUCAAACAAAAGACAGAGCACACACACACACACACACACAAACAGAGAGACACACAUACAACUUUUUAGGGUAUUAAAUUUGUUUUUCCGUGACACUUGAUUCUCUCACUGUGCACUGUGGACUUCUCUGUAGGAAUUUGGGAUGAGUUAGCUCUGUAAAUGAAUCGCUAGACUCACAUUGUGUGAACUUCUAGAUCUUACAUUUAACCUUUCCAUGAAAACUAUAUAUGUGUAUAUAUAGUUUUAUGUAUAUAUAUAAAACUAAGUUAUUGCUGCCAACUAACUUAUUUACUUUGAUCACCUUGUUUUAUUCCUGAUAUAAAUAUUUUACAGCUGCUAGAUUUUUUUUUCCAAAUGAAGAGUUUUAUUAUCAUGAAGGUAGAAGCACUUCGCCUUUGAGAACUUCCUGUGACUUUUGUUGGAACAUCAUCCAUCUAACAAAUUUAUAAUAAGCACCGAUACCACUGUAAUAAAAGUCCAUGUCGACUGACAGAAUUCUACUCUUUCUCUACUUUAAGGAAAAUUUUCUUUUAGUGGUUUAGUGUGUUUUCCCCCACCAAUGUCACUAGAAGUGUUUAUAUUUGUAUAAAUAUACAGACACAGAAAAACAAGGUUUUGCAACUGUAGGCAAUAGUUCCAAUUUGUCGAAACCACUGUCUUUACUGCUAUUUUUAUCUCUGAUGUGUUGAUGUUUUUCCCCAGACCUGUUGCCCUUUUGAAGGAAAGCAAACCACAUCUCCUACCUAUUGACACAGAUCUGAUUUUCAAGUAUCAUUUCCAGUGUUUUUCAGUUAAUGGAGGGGUUGAACAAUUUUCCAUAACGUGAGAGUCACACCCCUGUGUAGUUCUGGAUAUCUCAGGGGCUGGGAGUGGGGAGUGAGGGGUUAGCAACCAUAGCACUCUAAGAACCCUUUUGGAAUUACUCCGGUAAUCAGCUAUGAAAGUUAUUUUCUAAGUGUAGAUAUAUGUAAGCCGUUCUUCUAAAGUAAAGUACUUCGAAAUAUGUAGCAUAAACUGGUACUGCUGUUAAAUGGGUCGACUAUUAAACUGAGCAGCUGUGCAAGGGCAGCUAACUUUGAACGCACACCUCACUGGCUGGCUUGUGUCCAUCUCGUCAUGGGAGCACCAACGCCUGCAUCGGUGCACGCCAAGGGUGUAACUUCACACGCUCCGGCUGCUCGAUCAUCUCUUUCUGAGUAUCAUUAGAACAAGAUCAAAUGAAAAUGAGAUUAACGUGCAAGAUAACUCAUGGCACACACGCAAAACUAGGUCACGUUAAAUCUUUCAAAAAUUCAUCUCAUGCACGCAUCACAGUAGUUGACUAGGAUCAGUUUGGGUGAUAAAGGGAGACAAUUUACAGAAAAGGCAGAGUUGUGUUCGUUUCCUUAUUUUCUUGACUUGUAAACAGAAAACAAGCCCUCUUUUCCUCUGAAGAAUCAUCAAAGGACAGGGCUGCAAAAAUAACUUGCUGGUAAGCCAUCAAUGUUUCAUUUAAAUCCCAGCAUUCAAAGUUAGCUGCCUUUUUGAAAUAAACAAACAAACAAAAAAUACUACUGUAUGUUUGAAAAUGUGAAUAGUAUUUUUAUAGCUUGUUAAAGACAUGGCUAGCUGCAUUUGUAAAUAAGUAUAACGUUGCUUUAAUUUUCUUUUGUGAACACUUUUAUUUGGAACAUAAUUGUCUUUAGGGUUGAUUUGUAUAUAAGUAAUUGGCUUGUGAUUGUUUCAUUUUUGGUUGGAAGUUAUCAUUUUGACAUUACCUGUGAUUCUGUGUUCAGCACUAUUGUGAUGUGUCCAACCUCUGCACUCGCUUACACAAUAGGAUAUGCCAAUUGUGUGUGGUAAAAUGUUAUUUUCGUUUUUUUUUUUUUUUUUCUAUUUUAUCUAUGAAGGAUUAUGCACUUAACACAUACUAACUUUUUUAAUGUUAGGUAUAUUUUUAGUAUAAUUUCCCUAUUUUUCUCCUCCUCCAACCUUUCAGCCUCUUCUCCCUCCUUUUCCUGCUUUCUGUUGUUAUUGAGGACGAGGGAGAAACUGUAUUUUAAAUUGAUGUAAUUAGGCUUCUUGAGUGAGUUCUCAAGGAUCCUCUUUUGACUCUUGGGAAAGAAUUGUGCCUGCACA
This is a messenger RNA of Meriones unguiculatus (Mongolian gerbil), 12508 nucleotides long. RefSeq names its product erb-b2 receptor tyrosine kinase 4 (gene Erbb4). Gene Ontology annotation, molecular function: ATP binding; epidermal growth factor receptor binding; transmembrane receptor protein tyrosine kinase activity. Gene Ontology annotation, biological process: cell surface receptor protein tyrosine kinase signaling pathway; positive regulation of cell population proliferation; multicellular organism development. Bases 897 to 4823 code for a protein of 1308 amino acids. NCBI's taxonomy places the organism in Eukaryota, Metazoa, Chordata, Mammalia, Rodentia, Muridae. The transcript has 28 exons. The record is from RefSeq and is a predicted model, not a curated record. Gene Ontology annotation, cellular component: basal plasma membrane; signaling receptor complex.